AUGCAUCAGUUCUCCGACGAUACUCAAGAGUACCUAAGCUUUCCAAUUCUGCCUGACUUUCUUGGCCAAGUGAAUGCUCUUACUGUCCUGGCCAACUGUGCUUCGUCCACGACUGACUGGUUCAAAAGGAAUAAAGUAAAGCCUAACUCAAGUAAGAACCUUCUUCUCUACACAUCUUCUCCUCACGCUGCGACCAAGAUAGCGCCUAUUCCUCUCGUCCUCGGUGACACCGUCAUCCCGCUGUCCGACUCAGUUAAAAACCUGGGUGUUAUUCUUGAUAGCUCCCUCUCCAUGGUGGCCCAAAUUGGUCGGGUGUGCAAGAUCGGCUUCUUCCAACUACGGACGAUUGGCAAAAUUUUGAAGUUCCUGACCACCUCAGCUGCGAAAUGCCUUGUUAAUGCAUUGGUUUUAUCGCAUGUCGACUAUGCCAACUCCCUGCUCGUCAAUCUACCAGAGAAGCUGAUCGCCCGUCUUCAACGACUACAGAAUGCUGCUGCUAAACUGGUUGUCGGCGCCCGCAAAUUCGACCAUGCUAAGCUGAUAAUCAGUCGCCUACGCUGGUUGCCUAUUACAUUAAGAGUCAAUUUCAAGCUGUGUGUCCUUACUUUCCGUUGCCUGAAUGGUCUGGCCCCUGCCUAUCUCUCUCGACGCAUCGAACGUUCCAUACCGACCAGAAACCUCCGUUCAUCUACAUCGGGUAGGCUAGUUCAACCCCCUGCUAGAACAACGUAUGGUUCUCGUACAUUCUCUCAUGCUGCACCAGUUCUCUGGAACGGAUUGCCCCAGGACAUCAAGAUUUCCACCGAUCUCAGAACUUUUAAAUUUAGACUCAGAAAACAUUUACUCGAUGUCGCGCUCAAUGCAUAA
Messenger RNA from Daphnia pulex (common water flea), 867 nucleotides. RefSeq lists its product as uncharacterized. The record is from RefSeq and is a predicted model, not a curated record. Bases 1 to 867 code for a protein of 288 amino acids. NCBI's taxonomy places the organism in Eukaryota, Metazoa, Arthropoda, Branchiopoda, Diplostraca, Daphniidae. The transcript has a single exon.